This is a messenger RNA of Penicillium pulvis, 1290 nucleotides long. RefSeq names its product heme-dependent oxidative N-demethylase family protein. The coding region runs from base 1 to 1290 and encodes 429 amino acids. Lineage: Eukaryota; Fungi; Ascomycota; Eurotiomycetes; Eurotiales; Aspergillaceae. The transcript is spliced from 5 exons. The record is from RefSeq and is a predicted model, not a curated record.
AUGGUUCUAGCGAUAGAAUCUUUCCGGGGAAUAGCUCAGUCUAUCGUCCCAAGCAAAGAUCUCAUCGGUGCAUUUCUAGCUCUCAAUAUCUGUGCCUGUAUCAUCAUCUUAAUCGCACAGAAAUGGAACGCUUCUAGCAAACCAUCAAGAUCUGCUACUCCCGAUCUAGAGAAGCCGGCUUCAAGAUCAGGUAGAGAAAAAGUCACCAGAACGUUUGGAGAAUGGACACCCUCUAGUUUCAAACGACCAAUGGCACAGCCAUAUUCGGACUGGGACGUUCACACGUCCAAGCCAAUUCCCUAUCGACCAUUUCGAUAUGGCUCAAAAUACUUUGUCACGAUGGGACUGCGAAGUAUGAAAUUUGAUGAAUGGAUUGCUAACAUUGUCACCCUGAACCCAGAACUCGACAACCACUAUCUCAAAUACCACGCCGACAAAGCCAAGCGCCUCACAGAGCGCGGCGAUAAAUGCUACGGAACAGCACCCGAAGCCAUGGACGGCGCGAUCGAACUAUUGGAAGAGCUAUGCGACUAUCUCCCAGAAAGAUAUCCAACAAUGUUCCAGAAGACCACAACAGGAAUAACAAACAAGAUAACCCAAGAAACCUUCAAUAUAACCCAACGUCCCCUCCCCGAAGACCCAAUGGCAACAGCCGCCCGCCUUAUCCAAGACGACCUAGCCAUAAUGAUCGAAAAACCAGAUGGAGAAUACUACCUCCUAGCGGGCGCAAUCCUCCUCGCCGGAUUCUGGCGUCUACGCGACAAAUUCGGAAUGCCUUUAUCAGAAAUCCACACAUCAGGCGACGUACCCCAAUACAAAGAAAAACUCGAAAAAGGAAUGAAGAAUUUCUUCCGUCGUCUCAAACCCGAAGAGCCCGUGGUACGGAAUAACUACUUCAUUCAGGUAGAUGACCAGUUAGCCUGGUCACCCAGUAUCGGGUCUGAAGAUGCGGAAGAAGUAUCGUGGAAUACGGCGGAGAAGAAUCGAGCCAUUGAGCAUCAUUUCUUUCGGUCGGAACGACAGUCGUUGAGGCGGUUGCCAAGGUCUGGGGCUGUGGUUUUUACUAUUCGGACGUAUUUUGAGCCUAUUACGGAGAUUGUUAAGCAGGAUUAUGUACCUGGGCGGUUGGCCUCUGCUGUUCGGAGUUGGGGGGAUGAUGUUUCGAGAUAUAAGGGGAAGGAGAAGUAUCAGGAUGUUUUGUUGGAGUACUUGGAUCGGAAACAUGAUGAGCAGGUCGCUGCGGGAUUAAAGGUUGAUCAGGAGGGUGAUGUGCGGAGUUAUCCAUAUUGA